Molecule: messenger RNA, 3519 nt
Organism: Knipowitschia caucasica
Lineage: Eukaryota; Metazoa; Chordata; Actinopteri; Gobiiformes; Gobiidae
Source: the annotation of a GenBank genome assembly
AUGAGUAAACUGUCGUUCCGGGCGCGGGCUCUGGAUGCUAGUAAGCCUCUACCCGUCUUCCGCUGCGAGGAUCUGCCUGACCUGCACGAGUAUGCCUCUAUCAACCGGGCAGUGCCGCAGAUGCCCACCGGGAUGGAGAAGGAGGAGGAAUCGGAGCACCACCUCCAGCGGGCCAUCUCAGCGCAGCAGGUGUGGGGCGAGAAGAGGGACAACAUGGUCAUCCCGGUGCCAGAGGCCGAGUGCAACAUCCCCCACUACGAGUCUCUGUAUCCUGGGGAGUUCAAGAUGCCAAAGCAGCUCAUUCACAUACAGCAUCGGCUGUUGGCAGAUGUGCAUCCACUCCGGGAGCACCACCUCCAGCGGGCCAUCUCAGCGCAGCAGGUGUGGGGCGAGAAGAGGGACAACAUGGUCAUCCCGGUGCCAGAGGCCGAGUGCAACAUCCCCCACUACGAGUCUCUGUAUCCUGGGGAGUUCAAGAUGCCAAAGCAGCUCAUUCACAUACAGCCUUUCAGUCUGGACACGGAGCAGCCGGACUACGACCUGGACUCCGAGGACGACCUGUUUGUGAAGAAGCUGAAAAAGAAGAUGGAGAUCACAGAGCUGCAGUUUGAGGAGAUGAUCGACCGCCUGGAGAAGGGCAGCGGACAGCAGCUGGUGAGUCUGCAGGAGGCCAAGCUGCUUCUGAAGGAGGACGACGAGUUGAUAAAGGAAGUGUUUGAAUACUGGAGCCACAAGAGGAAAAACAGUAAAAGUGGAACUCUCAUCCCAGCCGUCAAACAGGAGAAACGGGACGGAUCCAGCACCAGCGACCCCUACGUGGCCUUUCGACGCAGGACCGAGAAGAUGCAGACCAGAAAGAACCGAAAGAACGACGAGGCGUCUUAUGAGAAGAUGCUGAAGCUGCGCCGGGACCUGAGUCGAGCGGUCACCAUUUUGGAGAUGAUCAAACGCAGAGAGAAAAGCAAGAGGGAACUCCUGCACCUCACGCUGGAGAUCGUGGAGAAGAGAAACGUGAUGCCGGACCUGGGAGAGGAGGUGAUGGCUGAGGCGUUGGCCCAGAGAGCUCUGGUUAAACCUGUGUACAACAUCCCACUGCUGCCUCUGUCCAACAGCAGCCAAUACAGACACCCGGACCUGCUGGACUUCAAGGACUACAAGAAGGUGGAGAGGGAGAGGGUGGACUCAGCAGGUGGUGGAGAGGGAGAGGGUGGAUCCUCAGCAGGUGGAGAGGGAGAGGGUGGACUCAGCAGGUGGAGAGGGAGAGGGUGGACUCAGCAGGUGGAGAGGGAGAGGGUGGACUCAGCAGGUGGACUCAGAGGGAGAGGGUGGACUCAGCAGGUGGUGAGAGGGAGAGGGUGGACUCAGCAGGUGGAGAGGGAGAGGGUGGACUCAGCAGGUGGGAGGGAGAGGACUCAGCAGGGAGGGUGGACUCAGCAGGUGGAGAGGGAGAGGGUGGACUCAGCAGGUGGAGAGGGAGAGGGUGGACUCAGCAGGUGGAGAGGGAGAGGGUGGACUCAGCAGGUGGAGAGGGAGAGGGUGGACUCAGCAGGUGGAGAGGGAGAGGGUGGACUCAGCAGGUGGGAGAGGGAGAGGGUGGACUCAGCAGGUGGAGAGGGGAGAGGUGUGGGGACUCAGCAGGUGGAGAGGGGAGAGGGUGGACUCAGCAGGUGGGAGGGUGGACUCAGAGGUGAGAGGGAGAGGGUGGACUCAGCAGGUGGAGAGGGAGAGGGUGGACUCAGCAGGUGGAGAGGGAGAGGGUGGACUCAGCAGGUGGAGGGGAGGGUGGACUCAGCAGGUGGAGGGGGAGGGUGGACUCAGCAGGUGGUGAGGGAGAGGGUGGACUCAGCAGGUGGAGAGGGAGAGGGGUGGACUCAGCAGGUGGAGAGGGGAGGGUGGACUCAGCAGGUGGAGAGGGAGAGGGUGGACUCAGCAGGUGGAGAGGGAGAGGGUGGACUCAGCAGGUGCAGGUGGAGAGGGAGAGGGUGGACUCAGCAGGUGGAGAGGGAGAGGGUGGACUCAGCAGGUGGAGAGGGAGAGGGUGGACUCAGCAGGUGGAUAGGAGGGAGAGGGUGGACUCAGCAGGUGGAGAGGGAGAGGGUGGACUCAGCAGGUGGAGAGGGAGAGGGUGGGACUCAGCAGGUGGAGAGGGAGAGGGUGGACUCAGCAGGUGGAGAGGGAGAGGGUGGACUCAGCAGGUGGAGAGGGAGAGGGUGGACUCAGCAGGUGGAGAGGGAGAGGGUGGACUCAGCAGGUGGAGAGGGGAGGGUGGACUCAGCAGGUGGAGAGGGUGGACUCAGCAGGUGGGAGGGAGAGGGUGGACUCAGCAGGUGGAGAGGGAGAGGGUGGACUCAGCAGGUGGAGAGGGAGAGGGUGGACUCAGCAGGUGGAGAGGGAGAGGGUGGACUCAGCAGGUGGAGAGGGAGAGGGUGGACUCAGCAGGGGGAGGUGGACGGAGGGAGAGGGUGGACUCAGCAGGUGGAGAGGGAGAGGGUGGACUCAGCAGGUGGAGAGGGGAGGGUGGACUCAGCAGGUGGAGAGGGUGGACUCAGCAGGUGGAGAGGGAGAGGGUGGACUCAGCAGGUGGGAGAGGGAGAGGGUGGACUCAGCAGGUGGAGAGGGAGAGGGUGGACUCAGCAGGUGGAGAGGGAGAGGGUGGACUCAGCAGGUGGAGAGGGAGAGGGUGGACUCAGCAGGUGGAGAGGGAGAGGGUGGACUCAGCAGGUGGUGAGGGAGAGGGAGAGGGUGGACUCAGCAGGUGGAGAGGGAGAGGGUGGACUCAGCAGGUGGAGAGGGUGGACUCAGCAGGUGGAGAGGGAGAGGGUGGACUCAGCAGGUGGAGAGGGAGAGGGUGGACUCAGCAGGUGGAGAGGGAGAGGGUGGACUCAGCAGGUGGAGAGGGGAGGGUGGACUCAGCAGGUGGAGAGGGAGAGGGUGGACUCAGCAGGUGGAGAGGGAGAGGGUGGACUCAGCAGAGGGUGGACUCAGCAGGUGGAGAGGGGAGGGUGGACUCAGCAGGUGGAGAGGGAGAGGGUGGACUCAGCAGGUGGUGAGGGAGAGGGUGGACUCAGCAGGUGGAGAGGGAGAGGGUGGACUCAGCAGGUGGUGAGGGAGAGGGUGGACUCAGCAGGUGGUGAGGGAGAGGGUGGACUCAGCAGGUGGAGAGGGAGAGGGUGGACUCAGCAGGUGGAGAGGGAGAGGGUGGACUCAGCAGGUGGUGAGGGAGAGGGUGGACUCAGCAGGUGGAGAGGGAGAGGGUGGACUCAGCAGGUGGAGAGGGAGAGGGUGGACUCAGCAGGUGGAGAGGGAGAGGGUGGACUCAGCAGGUGGAGAGGGAGAGGGUGGACUCAGCAGGUGGAGAGGGAGAGGGUGGACUCAGCAGGUGGAGAGGGAGAGGGUGGACUCAGCAGGUGGAGAGGGAGAGGGUGGACUCAGCAGGUGGUGAGGGGAGGGUGGACUCAGCAGGUGGAGAGGGUGGACUCAGCAGGUGGUGAGGGAGAGGGUGGACUCAGCAGGUGGUGA